This is a messenger RNA of Eublepharis macularius, 2618 nucleotides long. RefSeq names its product YdjC chitooligosaccharide deacetylase homolog (gene YDJC). The transcript is spliced from 6 exons. Gene Ontology annotation, molecular function: deacetylase activity. The coding region runs from base 98 to 1051 and encodes 317 amino acids. NCBI's taxonomy places the organism in Eukaryota, Metazoa, Chordata, Lepidosauria, Squamata, Eublepharidae. Gene Ontology annotation, biological process: carbohydrate metabolic process. The record is from RefSeq and is a predicted model, not a curated record.
CUCCUCCGCACGCCCCGCCGCAGAAUCCCCGGGCUGCGCGCGUGCGAUGGAUGCGGUCGCGGCUCCUGCAGGUCUUCCACGAUGGGGUUGACUCUUAAUGAUGCCCAAAGCCACUGUGAAGCUUAUAGUAACCGGAGAUGACUUUGGCUACUGCCCAAGAAGAAACCAAGGCAUUGUGGAGUGUUUCCUUGCAGGCGCCGUUUCCAACGUGUCCCUUCUGGUCAACGGCAGCGCUGUCUCUGAUGCAGUACAAUUGGCAAAGAGGUAUCGCAUUCCAAUAGGACUCCAUGCCAACCUGUCCGAAGGCUUACCUGUUUGCCCGGCGCUGAAAGAGCAAUCCUCGCUACUCAACAAAGAAGGGUUCUUCCAUGGAAAGAUGGGAAUCCGGGCGGUGUUAGCAGAUGGACUCCUGAAGAUGUCUGAGGUGAAGCAAGAACUGAUAGCGCAAGUUGAAUUGUUCUGUGAACUCACAGGCCACCUGCCUCAUCACAUGGACGGACACCAGCAUGUCCAUGUCCUUCCAGAGAUCAGACAUGUAUUUGCACAGGUGCUGGAGGAAUAUGGAAUCAGACAUACUCGUGUCCCCAUAGAACCAGACCUUCCCCAUUGCAGCUGGAUAGAUCCACCCUUAAUGAAUUUUUACCUGGGUGUGGAAAAGGAUUCACUUAACACAGUGGAUGUGUUCAUGAAACAUGGGAUAAGAUGGCCAGAUAUAUAUAUAGGCUUGAGCACCAUGGGGAAAAAUAUGUCUGUAAACAACAUCCUCAGAGCCAUUGAUAAUGCCACUACGGAUUUCCUGGCUAAAGUGGAUUGCGCCAUUCCUUCGAACUCACCCUUGUGCCCAGAUCAAGAAAUCAGAACGGUAACAAUUGAGUUGAUGACGCAUCCGGGAUAUCCCAGUGUUCCACCCGUGGGGGGCUGCGGCGAGGGACCGGAUGAUUUCUCUCAGUCAUGGGAACGCUCACAUGAACUUGAGACAUUAAAGAACCCAGAGCUGCAAAGCCAUUACAAAACAAGGAACGUUCAGCUGUGUGCAUUUAAAGACCUUUGAAUAUGAAUGGUCGGAGGAGGACGCUUUAGUUUUGACUGGAGAGGCAGGGCUGGAUUCAAUGUGAUGCUAACGAACAUCAGGCUGAAGACGCCAUACAAAAGGAAGUAUAACUAUAGGAGAAUUUGUUACCAGGGAUUGUGUUCCCUUUCUGGUUGCUGUAUCUCAGAGCCCCCCCCCCUCCCCGGUCACAAGAAAGAGGAUUACAGGCAGUAAUUCUGCAAGAGGAAAGUCUAAAACACCGUUAACAUGGCCUGGAGAAAAAAGCAGAGGACAUAAGCCAUAGAAUGGAAGAUUCUAGAAGCAGGGAGGAGGAGGAGCUGGGUGUGUUUUGGGUGGGGGUCCGUCUUGCUGGACUUGGCUGUGCCGUGUGCUCCUUUAUGGGUCAGAGAGUUAGAAUCAAAAUGUUAGGUUUCUACGACCUUCAGUCUGGUUCAUUAUAUUGGGGGUUCUGAAGCAGGGGCUAUAGAGGCAGGGCAGUACGUAGAGAAUUCUGCACCAAGACUCCCCAGAUUACUUGCUAAGAGAAACUGAAUUUUAUCACCUGAGCAAGCUACCAACAGAUGCUUAUACUUCCUGUGUAUCUUGCAUCUGCAGUUGCCGUAGAUGGAAUCACUAUUGUUUUUGACCAGUUGUUCACCACUAUUGUUCUCCAAUAGCUGAGGUUUUUCCCAUCUGUGGCAACCUGAGAACCUUUAGUGGUAGAUGCCAUAGAUCGAACCAGGGACCUUCUGCAUGGCAAAGUAUGUGCUUUACCACUAAGUUAUAGCCCCUCCCUGAAUGUAAGAAGUUGCCUUACACCAAGCCAGCCCCAUCUGGGUCAACACUGCACCUAAUUGGCAACCGUGCUCCAGGGUCUCGGAUAGCUAAUGGUUUUUCCAGGUCCAUCUGCCCAAGAUCCUUUUUUAGCUGGAAAUAUGAGGGAUAGAAUUUAGGCCUUGUAUGCACAAAGAGUGCUCAUUACAAUAUGGAGCAUGGCUCGCUUCCCCCACCCGUACAAUUUGCGAGUAUUGAUGAUCGUGUUGCGGGCAUAAAUAAGUGGCACUUUUUGCCCUGUGAAGUUCUACCCAGCUUAGACCCUCUUGUAGCUAAGAUGAUGUUACAUUUUUCAGGAGUGUAUUGUUAAAGGAAUAUCAUUGGUGUAUCAGUGAAAUAAGGUAGCCAAGAAUGGGAUCAAAAUGCAGAUUUUUUUCACUGCUUUUUCUUACCUGUAAACAUUCUUAAUAAUAAGGUGUUUAAGCUGAUGUCCCAGUGGUGCCUCUGUCAGAAUGGAAAUAUGAAGGUGGAAGCAUCUAUUGGUGCAUUCUCAGAUCUUGAUUACCUUUCAUGGCACUGCACCUUUGCCUUUAAUGGCACUGUAAUUCAUAGAACAUGUCCUAGUUUUCCCUGCCGCUAUGGCGUGGAAGGAUGGAUGGAUGUAGGGUGGUCAUUCAUCGGAAUAUUCUGCUGCAUCAUAGUUAAACAUCCAAUGUCAUCUCCUCUUGGAAAGCCCUCAGAGUCAAUCAGGCAGGAAUGAGGUACGUUCCGGUUUGCUGUGAUUUGAUCUGUCCACUUAAGAAUUAAGGAAGAG